Messenger RNA from Stegodyphus dumicola, 365 nucleotides. It is a transcript of the gene Spase25, whose product is annotated as Signal peptidase complex subunit Spase25. Gene Ontology annotation, biological process: protein targeting to ER. The record is from RefSeq and is a predicted model, not a curated record. Gene Ontology annotation, cellular component: signal peptidase complex; membrane. NCBI's taxonomy places the organism in Eukaryota, Metazoa, Arthropoda, Arachnida, Araneae, Eresidae.
AUCUUAUAUUUCGAUUUCAUAUCAGACGGCUAAAAUAUGGCGCACAAGAAGGCUGACGUUGACGGGAACUCAUCCAAGAUUUUAGAUGAAAAACCAAUUAAAGUAGACAAAUGGGAUGGUUCUGCUGUAAAAAAUGCUCUUGAUGAUGCAGUCAAAAAGGUAUUUACUGAACAAUUUAAGUAUGUAGAAAGCCAUCGCCUAAUGGAUGGUCGUCUAGCCAUAUCGGGUAUUGCAGUUGGUGCUGCAAUGUUUGCCCUUAUGUGGGACUACCUUCAUCCUUUUCCAGAAUCCAGACCAGUAUUAAUCAUCUGUGUUGUUUCAUAUCCUUUAUUGAACUAUAUAUGAAUAUAUUUUAUUACUUCUCA